GAACCGCCAUCCGCCGUAGUGCCUGGGAAAAGGAGCCCUACUUUGUUGCCGGUGGGGUCUCACGCAGUCAAAUUCGACUUCAAUCUGGACGAAUUUCCCCCAUCUACUGUGGCGCUUUUGACCUCGCAGGAUGGAAAUGAAGAGCUCGUGCUCUUGUUUUGCUUGGUCGGAAAUCCGACAAGAGAACAACAGCAAGAACAGCACAGAGGACAAGGCCGACCACAUCUGGGGAAUGUUUUCAGGGGUUUCGGUACAGAGACUAUUGCGGAGGUUUUCAAGGUGGGCGAGGAGACUGCAAGGAAGCUUCAGGGGCAAAACGAUGAGAGGGGCCAUAUUGUGACGGGUGAUGAGGGACUUCAGGUGAUUAGGCCGCCGUCGGAGUACAGUCGCCGUGAAAGGUAG
This is a messenger RNA of Striga asiatica, 402 nucleotides long. Lineage: Eukaryota; Viridiplantae; Streptophyta; Magnoliopsida; Lamiales; Orobanchaceae. The record is from the annotation of a GenBank genome assembly.